UAUAUAUAUCGAUAUGUAUGAUGAUGAUGAAGAAGAUGAUGGUAUCGAAUCAAACUAAUUAAACCGGACAGUUGUUGUUGAUGAUGAUAUACGAUCGAGCAGGAGCAGCUGAGGAUUAGUACAGAAUCCAUAUAUUGGUAGCUACGAGCCUACGACCUCGCUGCCUCGUAUCGUGAAAUGAGAUACUAGCUAGAAAGGUGGUGGUAGGGGAUAGAUCCGGGGCGGGCGGCAUGAGCAUGAAUAAUAUGAUGGGUAGUCCACCAAGUCGUAGCAGGGGCAGGGAUGAGAAGAAGAAGAGGUGGAAGUGGAAGCUUGGGCCGGCCACCAUCCUGGGGUUCGAGCUGCUGGAGAGCAUCGCCUUCUCCGGCGUGGCGCUGAACCUGGUGGUGUACCUGGCCACCGUCCUUCACGGCACCCUCGCCUUCAACGCCGCCCAUGUCGACACCUGGAAUGGCACCACCUUCAUCGUCCCCGUCAUCGGGGCUUUCCUCGCCGACUCCUACUGGGGAAAGUACAGGACCAUCCUCGCCUCCCUCCUCUUCUACCUCGCCGGCCUUGUGCUCCUCACCGUCUCCGCCGCUGUCCCCUCCCUGCGCCCGGCGCCGUGCACCGGCGUCCCAUGCUCACCGGCCACCGGGACCCAGUUCUCCGUCUUCUUCCUCGCGCUCUACCUCACCUCCAUCGGAACAGGCGGCGUCAAGUCUGCGCUGCUCCCCUUCGGGGCAGAGCAGUACGAGCGCGACGACCACGACACUGAUCAGGAGGGCGCCCCGGCCCCGGAGAAGACGAAGCAAUCCUUCUUCAGCUGGUUCUUCGGCGCCAUCAACCUCGGCAUCUUCGUGGCCGGGACGCUUGUAUCGUGGGUGGAGCAGAACGUGUCGUGGGCGCUGGGCUUCGGCAUCGCCACGCUCUGCCUGCUCAUCGCGUCGGCGGCGUUCCUGGCAGCCACGCCCUGCUACAGGGUGCGCCUCCCCACGGGGGACACCCCCAUCAAGGCCAUCCUCAGGGUGCUGGUGGCCGCCUUCAGGAACAGGACCCGGACGCUGCCUCCCGACGCCGACGGCGAUGGCCUGUACGAAGUCGACGACGACAAGAACAAGAACGGCGGCGAUGAUGAGAAGCUGGCGCACACCGAGGGGUUACGGUGGCUGGACAAGGCCGCCGUGAGGGUGGACGGGGGCGGCGUGUGGGAGGUGUGCACGGUGAGCGAGGUGGAGCGCGUGAAGGUGCUGGCGCGGAUAGUGCCCAUCUGGGUGACGUGCGUGCUGUACGCGGCGUCGCUGGGGCAGAUGACCACCACCUUCAUCCAGCAGGGGAUGGCCAUGGACACGAGGGUGUUCGGGGGGAGGUUCCGGGUGCCGGUGGCGUCGCUGGUGUCGGUGGAGGUGGUGUUCAUGCUGCUGUGGGUGCUGCUCCACGACGUGGUGGUGAUGCCGGUGGCGAGGAGGUGGUGGCGCUCGGGUGGUCUGACGCAGCUGCAGCGGAUGGGCGUGGGGCGUGUGCUGGUGGUGGUGGCCAUGGCGACGGCUGCUCUGGUGGAGAGGCGGAGGCUGCGAGGGGAGAAGCGGUCGAUGAGCAUCUUGUGGCAGGUGCCACAGUUCGUGGUGCUGGCUGGAUCCGACGUGUUCAGCGGCAUCGCGCAGCUGGAGUUCUUCUACGGCGAGGCGCCCGGGUCCAUGCGCAGCAUCUGCUCCGCUUUCUCCUUCCUCGCCCUCUCCCUCGGCUUCUACGUCAACUCGCUCGUCGUCACCAUCGUGGCGGCGGUCACCAAGAGGAGCGACGGCUCCGGCGGCUGGCUGGCGCCGGACCUGGACACGGCCCACCUCGACUACUACUUCUGGCUCUGGGCCCUCAUCAGCCUCGCCAACCUCGCCCUCUACCUGCUGCUCGCCGCCCGCUACAAGUCCAAGAAGCCCUCGCCACCGCAUUCUUCUUCUCAUCCCUAGCCACUACCACUAUCAUCUCCUUCUUCUUCCUCCACCAUUAAUUGUUCAUCCAUCAUCAUCAUAGACAUACCAUAUAUACGCACGCAUAUCUCAUCUCAUCUGUAAGAUGGAUCAUACAUAGUCUGCAGCAGUGCAUCUUGUAUCUUUCUACCUAUAGCCUAUAGUUUGCUUCUGAAUUUAACAUCGGAAUCCAGGGAAUUGAACUGACGACAAACUUUUCUGCA
Molecule: messenger RNA, 2170 nt
Organism: Oryza sativa Japonica Group (Japanese rice)
Lineage: Eukaryota; Viridiplantae; Streptophyta; Magnoliopsida; Poales; Poaceae
Product: protein NRT1/ PTR FAMILY 8.3
Biological process (GO): transmembrane transport
Cellular component (GO): membrane
Molecular function (GO): transmembrane transporter activity
Source: RefSeq, a predicted model, not a curated record